This is a messenger RNA of Cheilinus undulatus (humphead wrasse), 2703 nucleotides long. RefSeq names its product hydroxylysine kinase-like. NCBI's taxonomy places the organism in Eukaryota, Metazoa, Chordata, Actinopteri, Labriformes, Labridae. Gene Ontology annotation, molecular function: amino acid kinase activity. The transcript has 5 exons. Bases 131 to 1201 code for a protein of 356 amino acids. The record is from RefSeq and is a predicted model, not a curated record.
CACUCCCCUAGCAUUUAGGGUUAAGGGCUACACUUCGCCAGGUGGAUGUCAUGGACAGGCAUAUCACGGCUGGAGAGGAACAGGAAACAAUAUUCAAUUUUGAAAACAUAUCUGUUUUCAUCCAGCAGUAAUGGCAGCUCAGCAUGUCAAGCCCAACUUCAGCCAGCCUCAGGUGGCUGAGUUGGUGAAAAGGCUCUUCAGGCUCACUUCAUCAGAAAUCUGCUCACUGCCGAGCUAUGAUGAUCAGAACUUUUAUGUGGCAGCAGUUGAAGGUGGCGAGUUCGUCUUGAAGAUCAUGAACUCAGAGGACAGCAAGAACUUCAAUCUGAUUGAGAUGCAGACGUAUGCCAUGUCCUUCCUGCACCAGAAUGGACUUCCUGCCCAGACGGCGCUGCCCACCACCUCAGGACAGCUCAUGAGCCUUGAGGAAAUGGAUUGCGGCUAUGGCUGUCAGAAGUACCUGGUGCGCUUGUUGACUUAUCUACCUGGAGAAACUAUAUCUAAGGUUCCUUUAACACCUCAGUUACUGUAUGAAACGGGCAACACAGCAGCCAGAAUGGACCAAAUUCUACUCAAGAUGGAGCACCCUCAUCUUGGAGUACUGCAGAGAGAGAAUUUUGCCUGGAGCCUGUCAUAUUUUCCUGUGUUGGAAAAAUACAUUUAUGCACUGGAUGGAGAUCCUCUACAGGAAGUUGUGAACUCGAUCAUGCAUCAGUUUAAGAACUCUGUUGUCCCCAAACGCUCUGAUUUCCGGAAGUGUAUAAACCACGGUGACUUCAAUGACCUCAAUAUUCUUGUGCAACCUGAUGACAGUAACGGCUACAGGAUCUCUGGCAUCCUUGACUUCGGGGACAUGAACAGUGGCUACUACAUCCAUGAACUGGCCAUCACCAUCAUGUACAUGAUGACAGAACACCCUAAUCCCAUUGAGGUGGGUGGACCCAUUUUAGCAGGCUGGGAAAGUGUCCUUCCCUUGAAUGAGGCGGAAAAGGACUGCCUCUAUUUGCUGGUGUUGUGCCGUUUCUGUCAGUCGUUGGUUUUAGCUCGUUACUCUGUGACGUUGCACCCAGAAAAUGAAGAGUAUCUGAUGAUCACCUCCAAAAGAGGUGUCAAGAUUCUCCAACAACUGUGGGAGCUGGGAAAGGCACAGGUGGAGAAGGUUUGGUUUGAGAGUGCUGCUCAGUUCAGUGACAGAAAGUGAUAUCUAAGGAAAGCCAUUUACAAAUAAUGCUUGACUGGGUGACUACAUUGAGUCACAUUUAUAGGAUGAUUUUUGAAAUAUAGUAUUUUGUGCUCUUUUGGAAAAUUUAAAAAGGUUUUACUCUGAUAGUUGAGGCAUUUUAAAGUAAAAUACUGGGCUUCAUUCACCAGCAUCUUCCUAAAUUUUACACUUAAAUCUGUUCUGAAGAACCUGUUUUCUUAAUCUGAUGAAUGCCAUGUCCAUGUUAGCUGGAGGCUUGCAUGUGUUUUCCUAAUUUGAGUAGAGAAACAUUUCUUUAAUUUCCAGAUAUGGGCAUGAGACUGCAGGGCUGUGUGCAAACACUGAAGCCACACGGAGUUAAAGCGAGAAGUGGAGAGACAGCAUGAAUGCUUCACAUAAUGUCUAAAAAUGAUGAUGCUCUUUAUGCCAGUUGAAACCAAUACACCUCAGUAGUUCUUUACGUAGAUGUAGUGUUCAAAUUGAAAACAAGACAGGCUGACAAACUAAAUGUUAUGAGGCAUUACUUGUCUUGUGUUUUUAAGACCAGUGAGGAUAAAAGGAUCGUUUUUGUGUCAGGGAUUUUCUAAAAAAAACACAGUGUUUAAAAAUUAUUUCAAUGUCAUGUGUUUGUAGAAAUUUAAAAACUUUAAACUGUGAUAAAAUCAUGCAGUGAAGCAUAUGGUAUUGCAUGUCAAGUUUAACAUUACAGUGAUUGAAAGAGUAGAAGAUAACUAACCUUGCAAAGCACAUGGAUUUGCCUGUUCCUGUGUUUCCCACUAGUGAAUCCAUCUUGCAAAGUUCCCAUCUGAACAGUUGGGCCCAGUUAGAAAGUGACAGGACCAAUCAGCGACGAGGGGCAGUACUUUCGGCUGCAGCUGAGUCGUGACAUAAGCAAGCAGCAACAAGAGGCUGGUGCAAUGUUGGCGGAAGAGAUCAGUGUUAAUGCUGCCAUAGUGUCAGUUUUAUCACAACUUGAGGACAUUUCUUUGUUAAAAGAACAAAGAACAGCACUGAGUUGCUUUCUUUUCAAAAAUGAAAAAAGUCUACAGUAGCAAUGGUUCAUGCUAUGCAGUUCUCUAUGGAGUUUACUUCUCGGUAGCGGCUACGUCACAUGUUUUGUUGUUUUGAUUGACUCGUAAAGAUGUGACAGAACGUUCAUUCAAUCACCCUCUGAAUUUUUUUCAAAGGCUCUGCCCUUUCCCAAACACUGUCUAUGGGAGGUUUUCCAGGUGGGGUGUGUGAAAACAAAUCCAUCUGGCGUGUCAGGUCAGAAGAUAAUUGAAUGACUACAUAUGUUUGAAACACAGUCCUGUCUAUCCCUCUUUGUCGAAGAAUAAAUCGUCCAAAUAACAAACACAAACUAGAGAAGCACUCGGAUCUCCAUCUCCUAACAGUAUAGAAUCCUUUAAAAAAAUUUCUGGAUCGAGACGGUUAUCCGGAUCACUCCCAAAAUUUAAUCAGUUCUUUCUUAUGCCAUUCCUGACAUUUCCUGAAAAUUUCAG